AUGUCUUCUGCCACGAGGCGCCCUCCCCACCACCAGCAGCAGCAGCACGCCCCCCAGGGCGCGACGGCCACCAAAGAGGCGGCGGCGGAGGCGCGCGGCACGAGCGUGGGCGGCUGGGUGCUGCCCGCCAUCGGCCUCUUCGUGGGCGUACUCACCCUCACCCUCACGUACGUGCUGGCCAUGGCCUAUGCUCCCAAUGGGUCCGUGCAGUACUGGUUCAUCUCCCAGAUGGGGUCCAACCGGCCGGCCUACUUUUUCUACGCGUACGGCUGCUGCCUUGCCGCAGGGCUGCUGAUCCCGUGCGCGUGGAUCUUCGCCGCCCACAACGCUUCCAAGCUGCAAACCGAUCUCUCCCGCGUGCGCCGCACCCUCAACUCCCUCUCCAUGGCGUCCGCCAUUGUGUCGGUGCUGGCGUUGGGCGGCCAGAGCGUGUACCCCAUGGGUGACGGCAAUCCGAUCCACAUCGGAUUCGCGUCCCUGUUCUUCCUGGGGGUGUGGGCGCAUGCCCUCCUCACGGCCCUCCUCUACGCCCACGCCUAUCGUGAUCCUCGGGUGGUCAUGGGCGAACACGAGGGCUUCUGGGUGCAGUGGAAGGCGCUGUGCACGGCCCUGACCUCCGUUUUCACCCUUCUCACUGUGGGGGUGCUGGCCUUCGAUGGGUGGCUGCAUUUGGACGAGGGCUUAACGUGGGGGCCUUCCUUCGUCUCCUGGCUCACCGCCGAGAAGGAAAAGGCGAGCCUACUGUGCUACUUCAUCUCCUACUUCCACGACCUGGCCCACGUCCAGAUCGUUGUCUGCCAAUCCGCGCCAGUGACCUCUUCCCCUGCUGGGCGAAAGCACAGGCGCCAGCACUGA
Acanthamoeba castellanii str. Neff is the source of this 855-nucleotide messenger RNA. RefSeq lists its product as uncharacterized. The record is from RefSeq and is a predicted model, not a curated record. The transcript has 9 exons. The coding region runs from base 1 to 855 and encodes 284 amino acids. Lineage: Eukaryota; Discosea; Longamoebia; Acanthamoebidae.